GGAAGUGGAGCGCGGGUGCCACCGCCUUCCAUAAGGAGCACGGGCAUCCGCUCCUACAGAAGCACCUGGACCUUCUGGUGGAUGGCAGGAAUGGGCUGAGGAUAUUUUUCCCUCUUUGUGGUAAAGCAGUCGACAUGAAGUGGCUGGCAGACAUGGGACACACCGUCGUCGGCGUGGAUGUCAGCGAGCAAGCGCUGAAGGAGUUCUUUGCAGAUCAAGGUCUCCUUUAUUGUGAAGAGCCAGUCCCAGGGAUCUCAGGAGCCAAAAAGUUGCAGAGUACCUCUGGAAACAUUUGCCUGUACUGCUGCAGUAUUUAUGAUUUGUCCAGUGCAAUUGUUGGCAAGUUUGAUGGGGUUUGGGACAGAGGAGCUCUAGUGGCUGUGAAUCCAUGUGACAGACAACGCUACGUCACCUUGAUGAGCUCCCUAAUGGAGAAAAACUCUUCUUAUCUCCUCAUUACAGUUUCAUAUGAUCCAACCAAAUACAAUGGACCACCGUUUUAUGUUCCUGAAUCUGAAGUUAAAAGCUUGUUUGGCAGCCAGUGUGAAAUUAAGUGUCUUCAGAAAAUCAGUGACUUCUCAGACAGACACAAGCAGUGGGGACUAGAUUAUUUUCUGGAAGUAAUGUAUCUAAUAAAGUUUGUAGCUUGAUUAAAAUCAAUUUAAAUAACAUA
Messenger RNA from Meleagris gallopavo (turkey), 673 nucleotides. It is a transcript of the gene TPMT, whose product is annotated as thiopurine S-methyltransferase. The record is from RefSeq and is a predicted model, not a curated record. NCBI's taxonomy places the organism in Eukaryota, Metazoa, Chordata, Aves, Galliformes, Phasianidae. Gene Ontology annotation, molecular function: thiopurine S-methyltransferase activity.